AUGUUCAAGCACAAGUGUUCGCCAGUCCUUUCUCUUCAUGUGUCCACACGCGGCGAUGCUGCUCAAAAGAAGAAUUCAGAAGUGCCCCUACAGUGUAGACAAUCAAUUAGCGCCCCUGACGAAUAUUUUGAUGAACCUCUCAGUUUCGCAGCUGCAGGAAACGCUGCUGGAAAAGUGACGCAGUGGGAAAUCUCUGGAAAGGACAUCUUCGACCUCGAUUACGAUAUCGACAAUUCCAUCGAGUGUAUUCCAGACGUAACGAUGGACAACGAGUCGGGAAUGCACGAGCACUGGAUGUUCUUGAACAAAGAAGUCACCUUUUCCAGCGAAAAACAAAUCGGCCAAACCUCGAAGGCGAUUUUGAAACUAGCGCGGCUGUCUUCUUCCUCUCCCGAAGUCGUUUAUUUGUUCAAAUAUAUCGUCGAUUUCUGUGACACGGCGAACGAUUAA
Oikopleura dioica is the source of this 450-nucleotide messenger RNA. NCBI's taxonomy places the organism in Eukaryota, Metazoa, Chordata, Appendicularia, Copelata, Oikopleuridae. The record is from the annotation of a GenBank genome assembly.